UAAGAUGCGCAAAUGGUUUGGACUUUUGAAUGUUACGAAUUGUCUUACCAGCCUUUCCUAUCCUUUUAAUGACCUAAUGAUUACAAUGUUGAAAAGUGACAUACAUUCAGCUCUCAAAAUAGACAGAGCGUGCUGCGCGGAAACAAUUUAGACCCCUCAAAUCUCCCUCGACCUGGCUUUGCAGGAGCGGGAUGAUCCAACUGUGGAGGCUUGCAGAAAUCCUAUGAUCUUAGCGCCAUCUGAAACGGGCGGGGAGGAGCUUUGGGGAUCCACUGAUUUUUGUCUUUCAUCCUCUCUCAUGUCUCAGAUGCAAAAAGCUCACCCGGAGAGGUUUUGAAAUAACUCGCAAGCUGCGAGGGGGCGCUCACGCAGUACUUCACAAAGGUGGUUUUAAGGACUAGCCAGCAGCGGUUCUCUCUCCUGUGAAAGCUAGACUUUGUGAAAAUAUGUUCGUGCCGGAUGCCCUGCUCUGUGUGAGUGUCCAGCAGGACGCCCCUCAUGCCCGCCAGGGGUGAGCAUGGUACCAGACGGCUGUAGCUGCUGCAAGGUGUGUGCUGCCCAGCUGAACCAGGACUGCCACGCCAUGCAACCCUGCGACCAUCACAAGGGCCUGGAGUGUAACUACGGCAAUGAUGUGGGCAGCACCCAUGGCAUCUGCAGGGCUAAACUGGAGGGCCGAUCGUGUGAGUACAACGGACGGAUGUACCAGAACGGGGAGAACUUCCGUGCCGGAUGCAAGCACCAGUGUACUUGUGUGGACGGAGCCGUGGGCUGCGUGCCCCUCUGCCCCACUCACCUGCCCCUGGCCUCCCCCUCGUGCCCUGCUCCACGCCUCGUCAAGGUGCCUGGCCAGUGCUGCCUGAGCCUGGACUGCCACAAGGGUUCCUCGGUGCUGCCCCCGGUGUUCAGGAAGCCUCAGCCGCCCCCUUAUCUCUAUCCACACAUCCAGCCCUACCCCAAGCCUUACCCGGAGCCCUACCCCAAGCAGUACUACAAGCGCUUCCCACACAAGGCCAAGGACACGCUGAGCAACGAGCUGAUGGAAGAGGGAAAGAAGUGGGACAAACCACGCAGUCACAAGCACCUGGCCGCUUGGAAGCAGGAGGGGAAGCAGUGUGUAGUCCAAACGACGAGUUGGUCCCAGUGCUCCCGCAGCUGUGGGAUGGGCGUCUCCUCUAGGGUCACCAACAACAAUGCCCAGUGCAAGCUGGUGAAGGAGACCCGCCUGUGCAACAUCCGACCAUGCAGCUCCAUGUCCGUACCCAUCAAGAAAGGGCGUAAGUGCUCACGUACCCAGAAGGCCCCAGAGCCCCUGCGCCUGCACUACGCUGGCUGCCGGAGCGUCCGUCUCUACCGGCCCAACUACUGCGGAGUGUGUAAGGACGGGCGCUGCUGCUCGCCACGCCGCACGCGCACUGCCUCUGUGCGCUUCUCCUGCCCGGACGGCGAGCGCUUUGAGCGGGCCGUCAUGUUCGUGCAGUCCUGCAAGUGCAGUGACGAGUGCAGCCACCUCAACGAGGCCGCCCUCCCACCCCAGCGCUGGCUCUACGGUGACACACACAAGUUCAUCGACUAGUCCUGCACCUUCACUUUUAAACCCCUCUUUCUCUCUCUAUCGCCCCUUCCUUACCCAGCCAACCUCCCUACACCCUGAUAGAGUAGCGGUUCCAAGUGUACUUCCCAAGUAGAUGCUAGCCCGAGGCUCAGACGGCCUCCACUCCUAAGAGUGUCCAAUCCACAGGAGGAAAGGGAGAGUUUUAUGUUUUUUUUUUUUUUUUUUUUUUUAGUUUCAUGUCUGAUCCUCCCUUUUGCUCGGAUAUAGUGGAUUAGUGCUGGCCUUAGAAUAGACACCCGUGUCCAACACGGUUCGAUAGGGAUCACCACGAGAGCCCCGCGUGUAAAUAGCUAGCCGUGGAUUCUACGAGCCGCCAUUUUGUCUCCCCGAAAAAAAAACGGUGGCAAUGCGCUCUGUGACUGAAGUGACAUGGAGAGGGAAUGUUGCAACUUGGCAGCAAGAAGUGGCGAAAAUCCAGAAUCUCAGAGGACUUGCAAGCAGCUGCCACAAGAUGCCCAGUGAGCUGGUGGAGUGAAAGAAUGGGGUUCGCUUCUCAUGCUAAAUGUGAGCAGGCGGUAAACCCUUUCGACGGCAAAGAGUAUUUUCAUCCAGUGUGGGGGAAAAGAAGAGAUGUGUGGGAUGUGUGAGACUUGUCUCCUAGGGGAGACUAGGGACUUCAAACAUGAGACAGCGAGCUUAGACAGCGAAGGGGAAACCAAGAUGGAUGAGGAGGCAUCCCCCUUUUGUUUUCAAAGAAGCCGUCUCUUCUUUGCCUCUUAUUUAUGCCAGGCUAUUUAUUUUUUUGACAGAUGAAAUGACAAGCCUUUUUUUAAACAGAUGAUGAGCCUCUGGUUGGGAAACAGUUUACUGUCAAGAAGCGUAGAGCAUUCUUGGACCAGUGGCCUUCUAGUGUUUCCUCGAGAGGAAAGAGGAGGAGGUUAGGAUGUGGGCCAACUGGAUUGAACCUUCUCUUCUCUUGGACUGGUUGGUCCGAGGGCAGCUCCAAAGCUGGAAGAUACCUUCACCUUCACCUUCAAUACCUUCAUACACAGCUCUAUCCCUUUGCACCUCAACAAUGGUGCAGUUGGUCUAGAGAGACUUUUGCCAAGAGCCAAGGGACCAUCUCAUGAAUCUUGGCACCAACGUCAACUUGGUAGCUGAACAAAUUACAAUGCUGAGUUUUGGGGGUAGUGAGGAACCCAGCAACCCUCUGGUUUGCUGUAAAAAUACAUUUUAAAACACCAGCAUCAGACAUAAACAUGUAAUUUGUGACUAGCGGGUGGGACUGUUCUGGAUUCGAUCUGGCCUGUAAUCUAGCAACUGAUGCAAAAAAAAUCAAGAGACCUAAACCCUUGUUUGAGUUGCUCGGUGCCUCUUGUGGUCUCCAUGUCUGCCAUUUGGCAGCGUUAGACGAGAUGUCGACUGUGACAUCAUCCUCAUUAAAGCCAUGGGAGCCAACUUAAGACAACAAAGUGAUGGUUGAGACUGGCACUAGGGAUAUCUCCAACCUCAAUACACCCACUCCCCACUUGAGUAUCUUUGAUUUUAGCCAUUAGCAGGCGUUUGCAUUGCACACUGGUAUCAAUCUGUUAGCUGUGUGGUGUAUAGUAAGAGAAGCACCAAGUUAAUUUCCAGAUGAAGAGAUUAGCAUUUAUGCAGCACGGCCCUUUUGAAGACUUGGGUUAUACUGCUCUGGUGGGACAGAACUGAGACUGAGAGAUGUUCAUGCACCUUACCUGCCUUGUGUCUGACCACAGCUGACUUUAUGUGCCACAGGAUUAAAAAUAGGCAGCAUUUUCAUUUAAAUAUAUCUGUGUUACAAGGUACAGUAUUGUUCAGAUGCAUCAAGGAGCAAACCAUUAUGUUCAAAGUACAGACAUUGCAGCUAUAUUUAACCUUUACCAUAUGUUAUUUUUCUGAUCAUGUGGGUCUUUAAUGUAAGAUUUCUAAAUAAGGAAAUUGAGUGGCAUUGUGGAAUAUCUGGGAGCAAAGAAACACAUUUCAAUAGAAUUAAGACCCAUCUAUGUUUUUGUGAUGAUGUGUUUCUUUUCCUUUGUUGAAUUCCAAAAUAUUUUUUUACCAAUUCCAUUGUGUUUUCAUUUUGAGACUAACAUUUCUCCAAUAAUCUCAAAUCUGACAAUUUACGGAUGUAGUACAUCAAUAAAAAAGUCCUUGUCAAGCGGGUUUACAUUUCAGUGAAAUCAAGGAAUAAACCAUUGUCAUUUUAAAACAUCUGCUUUUAAAUAAAAAUUAAAACGCU
Clupea harengus (Atlantic herring) is the source of this 3815-nucleotide messenger RNA. Its product is annotated as CCN family member 1. Gene Ontology annotation, cellular component: extracellular region. Gene Ontology annotation, biological process: positive regulation of cell differentiation; positive regulation of cell migration; cell adhesion. Gene Ontology annotation, molecular function: integrin binding; heparin binding. Lineage: Eukaryota; Metazoa; Chordata; Actinopteri; Clupeiformes; Clupeidae. The record is from RefSeq and is a predicted model, not a curated record.